AUGGACGGCCUUGUCAACGGCGUCGAGGACGAGGAUGCCACAAUUAGUCAGUUCAAGAGGCUCUUGGCCAGCGAUACCAAGGUCAAGGUCGCAGGCAUCGAUUGCGAUGGCAUUCUUCGAGGCAAGAUUAUGAACAAGAGCAAGUUCCUCUCCAGCCUCAAGGGAGGAUUCGGCAUGAGCUCUGCUAUUUUUGGCUGGGACAUGCAUGACCUCUUGUAUUCGGAAGAGAGCAACUUGACCAGCGCCAAGACGGGAUAUGCCGACUUCAACGCCGUUGCUGAUCUGGAAUCAAUGCGAAGACUGGCCUUUGAGGAUAAUAUUCCCUUCUUUCUGUUGCGCUUCUUUCUUGCAGAGCAGUCUGUCGUCGCAGAUGGACGUGGCCUUGUUAGAUCCUUGACGGACUCUAUGGCUGCGUCUGGCUUCCAGGGUUUGGCUGGAGUUGAGCUCGAGUUUAUGAACUUCCAGACUCCAAGCGAAGAUGGAUAUAAUGCUCCGCAUGGACGACAGAACCUCGCUGCAUAUCUCUCCUCCAACACGCCACAGAGCCUGCGGCCCGUAACGGCGGGUAAUUUUGGCUACAGCGUGUCACGUCCUAUUCUGGCCAAGAGAUACUUCCAUGACAUCUUUGAUCAGAGUCUGCAGGCGAAUUGCCCUGUUGAGGGAUGGCACACGGAGAGUGGGCCCUGUGUAUAUGAAGCUGCAUUAGCUGUUUCACCAGUCGCCCAAAUGGCUGACAACGUAUCAAUCUUCAAACUCGUCUGUAAAUCGUUGGGCGUCGAGCACGGCAUAACACCAUGCUUCAUGGCCAAGCCACUUCACGGGCUUCCCGGAAAUUCCGGUCACAUCCACGUCUCCCUAACCGACCUCCAAGGCCAUAACCUCUUCGCCCGCGACACACCCGAUCCCAACCCCAAAUGGUCCGAUCUCACACACUUAUCCGACAUUGGCCUCCAAUUCCUGGCCGGCAUCAUCACUGCCCUUCCAGACAUUAUGCCUCUCCUUGCACCCAACAUCAACUCCUAUAAACGCCUCGUCGAGAACUAUUGGGCCCCCGUAAACGUUAGCUGGGGUUUCGAAGACCGUCUCUCAUCCAUCCGCCUCGUCGCCCCUCCAAGCUGCAAGCCUUCAGCAACACGCUUCGAAAUCCGUGUCCCCGGCGCAGACAUCCAUCCUCACUACGCUCUAUCUGCCAUCUUCAAUGCCGGCAUGAGGGGCAUCAAGCUGCAAUUAGAGAUUCCGAUUCCUCCUGAGGCAUCACGGCCGGAGGACCAGCCGGCGGAGCGCUUACCGAAUAGUCUCGGCAGUGCGCUCGAGCGUUUCAGUGCGAAAGGCAGUGUUGCGAGGGAGAUUAUGGGUGAUGAGUUUGUGGAAUUUUUUGCUCUUUCACGACGACAUGAGUUGAGGGUGUGGAGGGAAGCCGUCACUGACUGGUAA
Molecule: messenger RNA, 1434 nt
Organism: Trichoderma harzianum CBS 226.95
Lineage: Eukaryota; Fungi; Ascomycota; Sordariomycetes; Hypocreales; Hypocreaceae
Exons: 4
Coding region: 1-1434 (477 amino acids)
Molecular function (GO): glutamine synthetase activity
Source: RefSeq, a predicted model, not a curated record